Messenger RNA from Arabidopsis arenosa, 1329 nucleotides. The record is from the annotation of a GenBank genome assembly. Lineage: Eukaryota; Viridiplantae; Streptophyta; Magnoliopsida; Brassicales; Brassicaceae.
AAAUCCACUCUUACUAUGAAAAAAUUAGGGUUUUAAAUUUCCUCUCCGUAACCAUCGAUCAAAACGAUGCUCGAGUGUCAAUCAAUGAUGGAGAAAUUAUCACCGUUCAUGGACAUCGCCUCUUUGGAAAUCGAGUCACUACGAAGAAUCAAACGCCCGAAACGCUUCUCUGAAGAAUCCGAAACCGAGACGACUCCUUCAUCAAACGCGGUUUUCGGAUUCCCUCACUUACCAGAAGAACCUAAUCGCGAUUUGGAUCAAAGCGUUUUGUGUAGAAUCCGCGUUCGAUUACCAGAUGGGAGAAGAAUACAGAGAAGUUUCUUAAAGAGUGAAUCUGUUCAGCUUCUUUGGUCGUUUUGUUAUUCGCAGAUUGAUGAAUCUGAGAGAAAGCGUUUUAAAUUGAUUCAAGCGAGUUCUAGAGACAGAGGAUCAGCUUCUUCUUCUUCUUCGUCUUCUUCGUUACCAGGAAUAGAUAAGUAUAACGAAAAGGUGAAGAAUCAGAUACAAGCACUUGUUCGUGUUAUUAAAGUUGCUCGUACCUAUAGAGAUGACAAUGUCCCUUCCCUUAUUGAACAGGGUCUUUAUCUUGGAUCUGUUGCUGCAGCUUGUAACAAGACUGUUUUGCAAUCUUACAAUGUUACACAUAUCUUGACUGUUGCUAGUUCGUUAAGACCAGCUCAUCCUGAUGACUUUGUUUACAAGGUUGUUCGAGUUGUGGAUAAGGAAGACACAAAUUUGGGAAUGUACUUCGAUGAGUGUGUUGAUUUCAUUGAUGAAGCCAAGAGACAAGGCGGUAGUGUUCUUGUUCAUUGCUUUGUUGGCAAAUCACGGAGUGUUACUAUAGUUGUUGCUUACCUCAUGAAGAAACACGGAAUGACCUUAGCUCAAGCAUUGCAACAUGUAAAGAGCAAAAGAUCUGUGGCAAGUCCUAAUGCCGGUUUCAUCAGACAGUUACAAGACCUCGAGAAGUCUAUGCAAGUGAGUGACCAGAGUUUUCCCAUUUGAGGAUGAAAAGCAAGUGGUUGUGGAGGACAAGACAGUUCCAUGUAAAUUACACUUACCUGCAUCUUCUUCUUCUCUCUAUAAUAAAACAGGGAAGCAAGAACCGAUUGCACAAUGUCAGGCGUGAAGAUCGAUCGUAUCUUUGGGAGAAACUUGUAAACCUCACACGAAGCUUCAAAUGUUUUGUUGUUUCUCCUUAACAACUCAAAUCCAAAAACAUGGAAACGAAUAAGGAAUAGAAGUUCUUAUGUUCAUGUUCUUUAUUCGUUUAUGUGUAAAGUUUCAUGAAUGUAAAAAAGUGAACAUAAAUAAAAAUCUGUAAAUUUU